Molecule: messenger RNA, 4722 nt
Organism: Oncorhynchus nerka (sockeye salmon)
Lineage: Eukaryota; Metazoa; Chordata; Actinopteri; Salmoniformes; Salmonidae
Product: kinase suppressor of Ras 1-like
Exons: 21
Coding region: 1171-3999 (942 amino acids)
Biological process (GO): Ras protein signal transduction; protein phosphorylation
Cellular component (GO): cytoplasm
Molecular function (GO): protein kinase activity; ATP binding
Source: RefSeq, a predicted model, not a curated record
UUACUCAGUAAUACAACCCUAUUUGAACAUAUAUCUGUAGAAUGGUGCAACGCUACUCCAGCUUUUUGUCUUUCUAUAGGAAUUGAGCUGUCAUUCAGAUGUUACCUAAAAAUCUAAUCGCAUGAAACUGCAGUUGUCUCUAGUCUGAGGUGUAAUUUGAAUGGAUAUGUGUCUGACCCUCUGUGUUUCAUGUCUAUGGGAAAAUCCCACUCUACAAAAUGCUGCUGACGACUCUGGAGUGAGGUUGCUAGGUAACAUGACGUCACUCUGGCACCAGUGUAUUGUUCACUGUGCUGCCUGCGUGAUCCCCAUCUACCUGUGUGUGGGUGAAUGUGUGGUGCUCGUGACAGGUGUCUCUGGUGCCCAACUACACAACGUCAUGUUCCACAAUGAGCCUGCUGUCUCUGCAACUCACAGUUGAACGAAUAGAAGGGAAACCGUUAAUAAAAUAUAUGACUCGGGUAUUCGAACCGGCGACUUUUUGGUUACUGGCCCAACACUUUAACUGCUAGGCUACCUGCCGCCCUACUCACUCCUGUACUACUGUUGUACCUCAUGUUUCAUGACCGUUCCAGAUAUACUGAGAGAAGUGCUGACCGAAGUCUACUUAAUAAUGCAGUCUCAUUCCUGCUCUGUGGAAAAGUAAUAUUGAGCUUAAAAACGAAAGGAAGACCCACAGAUACAAUAAAGAGAGCUAGUUGUCGGGAAGAAGAAGCUUACUGGCUCUCUUGUCAACCCACAGCAUGAGCUCUUCUAAUUGGCUAACCUCGAAGGUCAAAUGCUUGCACCUAGAACAAUGGUCACAGUCCAGAUACAUUGGUUCAGUAUAAAAAGUUGAAUGGGCAUAGUAACAUAUAUGAAUAGGGUUCCCUUUAAGCAGUCCUUUCAGACAGUCUAUAUUUGAAGUGAUUCAGUGAUUCAGUGGUCAUGGUACUAUUGAGGCUUCAAUGAGUCUAGUCACAAAGAAUAUCCUGCUUCCCAUUCAUAUAUGGCCUUCUGUCUCUUUUUCCUUUGCGGUGCCUGAGUUCGUUGCUUCUAAAGAUCAUAUCAAGUUCUCUUCAAGUCAACUCCCCUUACCACUGUUACGGCUGUUGGUGGAAGAAGACUUGAUAUUCCAGUGUUCAUUUGCACAAUCACCACCAGGGCAGCAGUGUCAGGUGUGCUGUUUGGAUGGUACACAGCAGUGAUGUAUAUCAGUACAUCCGAUAUCAGGUGAAGCUGAUGAAGUACAUUUGUAAGCAGCUGCAGUGUAAGCAGAAAGUGCCGGAGACAGAGAGGCCUCAGGCCUUGGACAGCUACCCACGGCUGGGGGACUGGCUGCGCACCGUCAACCUGAGACCUGAGCUCAUAGAGGCGGUGCCGGUGAAGCUGUCCUUGGAUGCCUUGCUGCAGAUGCCAGGUUCUCACGUGCGGGAGACCAUGAGGAGACUGGGCUCCAGUUUAGAGGAGUGUUCCAGGCUCAGCGCUGCCCUCUCCUGCCUGAAGAGCGCCACUGAAUCAGAUGGAGAGCUAAGAGAGGAUGGGGGGCCCUGGUUCUCUGAGCCCACCCGGCGAGAAAGUGGCUCUCUGCUGCUGCCUCCCGACCAGCUGUUGGGAGGGAUGGGGGGUCCAAUGCGCCCCCACAGCCCCUCUCCUCUAGCUCGGCCCCCCCACACCACCCCAUCCACUCCCUCCACCCCCUGCACCGCCUGUGCCCAUCCCCGGUCCUUCUCCGUGUCUACAAUGCCUGGUCCCGAGGCCCACGGGGCAUACAUUUACGCUGACACCCCCUUCACAGACCCCUUCCCCCUCUCUGCCACCCGACAGGGGCGACUCCACGGGCACACCUCCACCCCGCCCCUCACCCCGCCCUCCAAGAGACGCCACAGGCUGAAGCCCCCCUGCACCCCGCCGCCCCCCUCCCGCAAGGUGCUGCACCUUCUGCCCAACAUCACCCUGACCCGCAGCAAGAGCCACGAGUCCCAGCUGGGGAACCGCAUCGAGGAGCCGCCAACCAACAAGUGUGCAAAUAAGAAUAAGUUGUUCCUCAACGUUCAGAUCAAUGGGAAUGGCUGUGAGGACUCACCCUCCCGUUCCCCCCACCGGUCUGCCCGCACCCCUGGGGUUUCCACCCCCGCCCCUGCCCCCGCCCCCUACACCCUACCUGGUACCCCUACCCUGAUGGAGGAGCAUUCAUCCCACCUCAAGAAUAACAUGGGGUUGCACCGUGGCUCCCCACAGGCAGUGAGGAGAGACAUAGGCCUGGCCGUCACUCACAGAUUUUCCACCAAGUCGUGGCUGUCCCAGACAUGUCAGGUCUGUCAGAAGAACAUGAUGUUUGGUGUGAAGUGUAAACACUGCAGGUUAAAGUGCCAUAACAAGUGUACUAAAGAAGCUCCCUCCUGCAGAAUCUCUUUCCUGCCAAUCACCAAAAUACGGAGGACUGAGUCUGUGCCGUCUGACAUCAACAACCCUGUGGACCGGCCAUUAGAGACACCACAGUUUGGCACACUGCCAAAGGCCAUCACCAAAAAGGAUCACCCCCCUGCGCUGAACCAGUUGGACUCCAGUAGUAACCCAUCCUCCACCACCUCCUCCACACCCUCCUCCCCUGCCCCUUUCCAGAACCCUCCCAGUGCCACCCCGCCCCCCAACUCCUCGCCCAAGGUCCACCGGGACAACCGCUUCCACUUCCCAGAUGUGUCCAGUCCUUCUACGUUACACUCUGAAGCCCUCCAUGACACAGUUGAGACUGAACCAGCAGAUGACAUACACUUUGAACUGGCCGAGGAUGAGGACGGAGAGGAGGAAGAGGAGGAGGUGGUUGAACCUGAGAUCGACCCAGACCCAGUAGUGGAGGAGGAAGAUGAGGAGGAGGAAGAUGAUGAUGAGGAAGAUGAAGAUGGGGGUGGGAGUGAGAUGAAUGGGGGUUCGGAUGGUGAGUGUGAUGGUGAUGAGUUGGAUGACCUGCCCAACUCAAGGGGAGGUCGCUGGAAAGGCCCCAUCUCCCGUAAGGCCAGCCAGACCAGUGUCUACUUGCAAGAGUGGGACAUCCCCUUCGAACAGCUGGACCUGGGAGAGCUCAUUGGGAAGGGCCGUUGGGGCAAGGUGCAUAAGGGCCGUUGGCAUGGAGAGGUGGCCAUCAGGCUGCUGGAGAUAGAUGGGAACAACCAGGACCACCUGAAGCUGUUUAAGAAGGAGGUGAUGAACUACAGACAGACCCGUCAUGAGAAUGUGGUCCUCUUCAUGGGGGCCUGCAUGGCCCCGCCCCACCUCGCCAUCAUCACCAGUUUCUGUAAAGGGAGGACAUUAUACUCUGUCGUUCGAGACACCAAAAACACACUGGAUAUAAACAAGACGAGGCAAAUUGCUCAAGAAAUUGUAAAGGGAAUGGGCUAUCUGCAUGCCAAAGGCAUUGUCCACAAGGACUUGAAGUCGAAGAACGUCUUUCAUGACACCAAUAAAGUGAUUAUUACAGACUUUGGUCUGUUUGGAAUCUCUGGAGUGGUUCAGGAGGGGAGGCGAGACAACGAGCUGAAGCUUCCACAUGGCUGGAUCUGUUACCUGGCGCCAGAGAUCGUACGCAGGAUGAGCCCUGGAAACAACGAGGACCGCCUGCCCUUCUCCAACGCUGCAGACGUCUACGCCUUUGGCACCAUUUGGUACGAGCUCCAAGCCAGGGACUGGCCUAUCACCAACCAGCCUGUGGAGGCUACCAUCUGGCAGGUGGGGAGUGGUGAGGGCAUCAAGAAGGUCCUGGCAGAGAUCAGCCUGGGAAAGGAGGUCACGGAGAUCCUGUCUGCCUGCUGGGCCUACGACCUGAGGGAGCGACCCACCUUCACCCAGCUGGCUGACAUGCUGGAGAAGCUGCCCAAACUCAACCGGAGACUGUCCCACCCUGGACACUUCUGGAAGUCUGCAGAUUCACAGGUGUCAGCAUGCAAUGGGACCUUCCUCUCAUCAUCUCACUACCCACUGGAAAUGGAAUUAUGUUGGUUAUUUAUGACUGAAGGUAUGUGAUGAUGAAGUGAGUGCCCUGAUUAUUAAAAGGCAUAAGAGGGCGCCACAGAGAAGCAGGAGAGAUGCCUUCUAUCAGCCUGGGAGUGGUGUAGAGGUAGACCAUUCAAGUAGUUUAGUCGACUCAUUUACAGUGCAGAAAUAAUAGAACAAGAGCCUGGCGCAAAAGUAUCCGAUCAUUUACUCCUUAAACAUGACCUUUUGUGCGUGCUUGUGUGUAUUAUGUUUGUGAUUGCUUGCCUCAGUUGGUGUGCCUGUAUUUGUGUUUGUUUGUGAGUGUAUGUACGAGUGAGUGUAUUGUAUUGGAACAUGCAGGGUUGAUUUAAUGAAAGACUGCAGUAAAUGUUAUAUUGACGAUAUCAGUGCUAUCUAAGAUAGACAUGUAUAUACAUUAUUUAAUGUACAGCUAAUUAACACAAUUAUUGUAAUAUUUGUACAAACAUUUUAUAUGUACUAUACAUCAUUGCAUUUUUAAAUAGGUACUGCCCCCCUAUUACAGAUGUAUAUAUCUUUAUAUUUUUUCAUGUACAAAAUACUGUAAAAAUACUGUAGAUUUUUUUUGAAUGUUUUUUAUGUCAUGUAAAAAUGCAUAUUUUUGUAUUGCAUGUGGCUACCAUUCUGUAAACACAGUUCCUGUUUUCAUCCUUGAAAGAAAAUAAAAUGAAGCUUGUCAUGUGAAAAUGUAUGUUUGAGCUGAAUUUAAUAAAGUAUUUUAGUUAUGCUAUG